This is a messenger RNA of Anthonomus grandis grandis, 3364 nucleotides long. Its product is annotated as corticotropin-releasing factor receptor 2-like. Gene Ontology annotation, biological process: adenylate cyclase-modulating G protein-coupled receptor signaling pathway; cell surface receptor signaling pathway. The coding region runs from base 1676 to 3232 and encodes 518 amino acids. The transcript is spliced from 9 exons. Gene Ontology annotation, cellular component: plasma membrane. The record is from RefSeq and is a predicted model, not a curated record. Gene Ontology annotation, molecular function: G protein-coupled peptide receptor activity; peptide hormone binding. NCBI's taxonomy places the organism in Eukaryota, Metazoa, Arthropoda, Insecta, Coleoptera, Curculionidae.
AUAAAUGUGUUAAGGAUUCUGUUUUAAGAGGUCCUUAGUAGUGUUGAUCACGUAAAAUUUAUAUUAAAUUGUAAUAAGUACUCAAUUAUAUUCCAUUCCAUUCUAUUCCAAAUUAUUUUAAAGAACAUUGGUAUAAAAUAUUUUUUAAUGGAUACCUGUCAAUUUUAAUAUACAACACCGAUAUAUCUUCUUAUAAUUUAUAACUAAGAGACAGAAAAUCUUUAAAAUGAUAUCAUACACGAUAUUACCUAUUUUUUUAGCUUCUUUUUAGAAACACGUUUUUUCCAGUCUGUCGACCAAUUAAAUACAAACAUUUCGUACAAAUCUUCUUUAAAAGAUACGAGCGCCGAGAGACUAUUUAAUGGUUGUUCGUGGGUUAUGAUCAAUUUUGGAUUUUUUCUACUUUAUCUGUAUAAGCAUUGACACCACUUUCUGAUAUAACAGGGCCGAGAUAUUAAAAAAAAAUUGGGGCAUACUUUGGAUUGGCGAAGCCUAGCGAAUAUCUCUUAAACAUUCUUUAAAUGUUACGUAAAUAUUUUUUUUCCUAGAAGACUGACGUCAACCAGUCCAACGGUGAACGAAGCAAUAAAAAGUCCAAGAGAUCAUGUUUCUUGGACUUGUAAACUGCCAAAGUCUUGUUUCUGUCAUUCAUUUGCCAAUAGUCCACAAAAAAUCUUGUAUUAUUCUUUUCUCUACUAAUACAACUAGAGGUGUACAAGACCUCUGAGAUUGUUGUAGCAUUCGUUGUAUCUUUAUGUCUUGUAGCACUAAAUAAACUUUACCUUAUUUAACAAAAGGAACUUUUCGAGGUGCUUGUCUUAACGGGGCAUGUGUUAUUACGGUGUUGCAACAAAUCAAUACUUCCCAGGUCAUUAUUGUGUAACAAAAUACAUCUUAAUAUUCUUCAAGAAGACUUCGGAACUUAGAUUCAGUAUCUUUCCAUAUUUUUCUUUAAUUCUGCCAUUAAUCACCACCUUUAAAUUAGCUGAUAUUGUUAUAUCUCUAGAUAACUUAACAACUUUGGCGUUAUCUUUAUCUUCAUAGAUGGCGACCAUGAGGACUUUUCACUUCCCGUUAGCAAUAUCGGAUAUUACACAUCAUACAUAACUUUUGCAGUUACGUAUCAUUCUGCUCGAAUGUUUUGAAGCCAGUGGAUGCUUUUAUCAUUCACUGACUUCAGAAAUAAAUUUGGUGGUGGUGAAAUUCAACGUUGAUCUACCACAAUUACACAUUUUUUUGCGUCACUACUACGUUCGUUCCAGGAUCAAAUUUUCUCAAAGGUCAAAAUUCAAAUCAGUCAAACAGUCAAGUUUCAAAAGGUCAGAUGUAUUAGGAGAGGAAAUAUCGAUCUUAAACUGUUGAAGGCCCUCAUCAGGUGCUUGUCAUCGAGAUUUUCAAAUGAGCAUGGUAUAUAUGUUUUGACUUUAAAACUCGAUUUCGCUUUUUAAAAAAAAAAGUUUUUUUUAAUAAGAUAAUUAUUAUUUAAUUAAACUAAUUAUUAAAACUUCAAAAUUCAAAUGGACAUAGAUUAAAUAUACAACUUAAAACUAAUCUUACAGAACUAACUUAAAAUUAUUAUGCGUGCUGUAUUUAUAGAAAAUAGGACAGCGGUGUCAGCGGUUCCCAUGGUAGGAGCAUCGGGCGUAGACAAUGGUAGAGUUUAUGUAGUAGUAUAAUGGAAGCUCUUCCCAAUCAACCUUAUCAAGAAUAUUGCCCACCAGAAGGUUACGAUUCUUCUAAAAAAUGUUCUGUUAGAGGAAAUUAUGUUUCACAGCCCAUCUGGAAUCACAUAAGCGGAUUUUACUGUUACAUUUACACAAACAAAGCUAGAUUUUCAAAAAAAUACACAUACUACACUAAUUAUCUAUUUAAUUGUAACGGAACUAAUCUGAGCUUACCGGUUGCAAUUGUGAAUGAUUAUACGAUAGCCUUGUACGACUACAAAAAUACAGCUUCAGCGGAAUUGCUAAGAAAUUCUUUCAAAACACAGGACUUCUUUGACAAUUACAUAAAAUGUUGCAAAGAUGCGGAAAAGUGCUGUGCAAAGUUAAUGACAAAUGAAAACAUUAUUUCAGAUCAAUUCAGAUGUCCAGUUGUAUGGGAUGCAUGGUCCUGCUUUCCUCUUACCCCAGUUGGUACAACAGCCACUUUGCCAUGUAGCAGUCAAGCAUAUCAAUCACCUGAUAAGGUGUGUACAUUAGAAAGUAAUAAAGUCUGUUACAAAAACCAGACCACAGGUUUAGCAGAAUGGAACCAACAAACCGAUUAUUCAACAUGCACAAUAGCACCUGUAUACCUCAGAAGGCACAACUACCAUGUGACCGCCCUCUACGUCUGCACUGCAUUUUCCUUUCCCGCCAUUGUAAUAUUUUUGGUUAUUCCAGUAUUUCGAGAGACAACACGAGUGAUUCUGCAUAGAAAUCUUCUCGUUGCAAUUGUAGUAAGAAAUAUUUUUACAAUACUGGCGAAAAAAAUCGUAAUCAUUGAUGCUUUAUUAUCGAGCUCUCUUAGUAACCACGUGAUGGAGAGUAACUCUGUUUUAUGUCGAAUACUAUCAUUUUUUAUGUCAGCUGCUACAAAUGCAACAUAUGCCUGUAUGCUAGUCGAUGGAUACUAUUUACAUAAAGUUAUUGUAAGAACGUUUGCUAGAGAGCCUUCCCUGGUUACACUUUAUAUUGUUGUCACUGUAUUGACCUUUCUUCCGUCAAUAAUCUGGGCUAGCAUAGUAGCAGCUAAUGAGCGCACUUCUUGUUGGAUGGUGGAUACAAAUGGAGAACAAUGGUCAGUAGACAGCUUUCGAGUAGCAAUUUUAAGCAUCAACACUGUACUCCUACUAGAUAUUAUUAGAAUCAUGAUUUCGAAAAUGAAGCAGGGUGGACCAACCAGACAAACAAAGGCAGCAUUUAGAGCAACGCUUUUUCUUAUACCCUUAUUUGGUCUCCAUAUUUUCAUAACGGCAAAAAAGGUGGUGGUAAAUGAUAGUUGCCUAGCAGAAGACGUUUACGAUUAUUUCCGAUAUACUAUGGAAGCUAGCCAAGGAAUCUUUGUAGCUUUGCUCUUUUGUUAUGCCAAUUCAGAGGUACAUACCGAACUCAAAAACGCUUUUAGAAAAAUAGCCAUAAGAUUGAACCAAAGGUUUGGAUGGGAGUUUGGUCGCUUUACAAAAUCCACCAAAAGAAGAACGACCACUGCUACAUAUGUAGCACCAAGAGGAUCUAUAAAUGAAUUUUAAUUUUAACAUAAAAUGUCGUUUUUACACUAAUUUAUAUAGAACUAUAUUUUCUGUAAGUUAUCUUUAGACCUUGCAAUUUUCAAUAAUUGCCAUUAUUUCCCAGAAUUAGCUAAUAAGUAAAUUUUAAUUAGA